GUUCUUUCCAAUGUGUUUUAGGUCGAGAGUAGCAGCGAUGCCACAGCCAUGUGCAGCUGUACCGGAGACCCACACUGCACCCCAUUCGAUCGGAAAGAAACCUUUCAUAUGUACAGCGUUGGCGAGUUUGUACUGGCUAAGAGCAAGUCUCGACCAUUCGAGGUUCACAUGCGCACCUGGAAAUGUAAUCCUCGCGGGGCGAGCUGUAUCUGCGGCGUGGCUGCACGCGAAGUCAAUGACGUCAUCUUGAUUGACGGAUGUCACAGUGUUGGAUUAAACAUGAAACAAAUGCGAGUAACAACUCACGUGAAGUCCAAAGGUAGAUUGGCGGCAGGGACGCUUAUAAAGCGUAACAAAGAUGGCAGAAUCAUUGAGGUAUUUUUCACUUCGGGUGCAUAUCUAAAGGUAUUAAUUAACCGGCGUAGUCUUGGUGUUUACCUGACGGUGCCCAGUGACGACUUUGAAAACACCGCCGGUAUCUGUGGGGUGUUCAACGGGGACCGUUCGGAUGAUCUUACGGGAUCCGAUGGCGUUAAACACCGCUUUGAGAGAAUUCCUUACCUUUUCACAAAUAGUUGGAGGAUUCAAAAAGGCCGCAGCCUGUUUGACCAACUGCCUACCAAGAUACCCGCGAGACAGGCAAAUAAUCCUGUCUUUUGUCAGUGCAACAGAAGAAAAGGAAAAAUCGAUUGCCGCCCGGAGAACAGACAACGUAAUCCUGUCAGAAAGAUUAACAGGAACAAGGACAUCACAGACGAGGUGAACCGGAAAUCGCGUUUGCGCAGGUCUACAACAUUUACUGACACAGACACUGACUCUGACAUGACGUAUAAUUACGAUUAUGGGGACCCAAAAGCCACGCCUGUGAAUAUCAAGUGGUCGAGUUUAGCCCAGAUGAGGGCUGCCAUGAAAUUGUGUACUGAUGCUGCUAAGGCUUCCAGUGCCUUCACUCCUUGUGAGAAGUCGGGCUUAGUGGACGUGAAGGAAAUAGUAGACGGUUGCGUGGAUGACAUGAAGAUCACCAAUGGGGACAAAACCUACUUAGACUCUGUAGCCAGUACCUUUGACACCAUUUGUCAGGAAGAGAUUUUGAAGGACCCAAAAUACUACACAGCACAAACAGAUGACGCGAGCGAUCCAACGGUGACCGGGGAAACUACAGGUACAAUGGGAAUACCAUCGUUCAUAUCAAACAUGUGCUCUACUCCAUGUAAAAACGGGACUUGUGUCAACGGCGCAUGCGUAUGUGACAGGAACUGGAUCGGCGAUGACUGCUCUGUGGACACGACAAAACCGCCGAUAGCGAUUGGUUUGAUAAGAUCGGAGGCUUGCGAUAUCCGUGCGCGUCCCUGUCGUGUAGUCUUCCUUGGAAUGGAGAAUGUAGCAGAUACGCCAGGGCUUUCGUGUCGAGUGAAGGAAAAAGUGGACUUGGGCCCUCACGGCAGUUCCUUUAGAACGUUUACGACCAAAGGACACUUCCAGAGCUAUGCAGAGGUAUCCUGUGAGGUUCCAGAAUCACCCGUACAUACAGGAUUGAAGACCUCUUCUACCUACCAGAUAUCGGUCUCCAGUGACAGCACCACGUGGAGCAGUGACGUCACGUUCGUUGUCUACGACUCACUGUGUCAGACAUGUGGUGCUGAUGGGACAUGCACACUGAAGUCCCAGACAUGCAGUAUAAAUGGCAAGUGUUACGCUGCCGGGGAACACAAUCCCGUCAAUUUGAGGAGCAUGUGUAUUCCCUCCCUGACAGCCUCCGAUUGGUCAUCAACUUAAACUACCGUGAUGUUCACACUCGAAAUUCAACGGCAACUAAUAAAAGGACAAAAUACAAACGUGUGACACGAAGUAACGUGAAAAAACAAUUUUAACUAUAGAAAUAGUUUUGCUUUGCGUCUUAUAUGAAACAGUCUGGGUAAUAAAUGCUCCUUAUGCAGCUUUUAACGGUCAUCAUCACACCUUUUGUGCUUUAAUGGAGGAGGCGUUUCAUUGAAGGUGGAAUAAACAAUGAGCAAUGAUGUCUUGAUAAAAACCACUGAUUAUUUGAAAUAUUUAAUGUUGUCUUAAAUUAGUAGAAUUAUUGCUGGGAUUAAAAUCUGCAUUCAGUUUCUUUCUUUUUUUUUCAUAUUUAAUGUGUGCUUCUCUCCUGUUUAGAAAAUGAAUAAAUGCAGGCUGCAGUCUAAAUGUA
Lingula anatina is the source of this 2188-nucleotide messenger RNA. RefSeq names its product von Willebrand factor D and EGF domain-containing protein. The record is from RefSeq and is a predicted model, not a curated record. Lineage: Eukaryota; Metazoa; Brachiopoda; Lingulata; Lingulida; Lingulidae.